This is a messenger RNA of Vicia faba (fava bean), 2421 nucleotides long. The record is from the annotation of a GenBank genome assembly. Lineage: Eukaryota; Viridiplantae; Streptophyta; Magnoliopsida; Fabales; Fabaceae.
AUGCUUCCUCUUCUCAACUUGGUCCCAGUUUCCAAAUUUUCUUCAUUUCAUCAACGUGCUUACCAGUGUUUUUCAUCAGCUACAUCUUUUCUACAAAAAGAUACCAAUUUCAGCACUUUAUUCAACUCCUGUGUGAAUGUUAAUCUCACUAAACAGCUUCAUGCUCUUCUUAUAGUGUUUGGAAAAUCUCAAAAUGUUGUUCUAUCCACAAAGCUUAUUAAUUUGUAUGUUACUCUUGGUGAUAUCUCGUUAUCUCGCUCUACUUUUAACCACAUUAACAAGAAGAAUAUAUAUUCCUGGAACUCGAUUAUAUCGGCUUAUGUUCGAUUUGGCCGAUACAACGAAGCUAUGAAUUGUGUCAAUCAGUUAUUUUCCAAUGAUUUAAGGCCUGAUUUUUAUACUUUUCCUCCUAUAUUGAAAGCUUGUGUAGAUUUUGAUGAUGGGAAGAAAGUACAUUGUUGUGUUUUUAAGAUGGGUUUUGAGAAUGAUGUGUUUGUUGCUGCUUCGUUGAUUCAUUUGUAUUCGCGGUUUCGUGUUUUAGAUGUUGCCUACAAGGUGUUUGUUGAUAUGCCUGUGAGAGAUGUGGGUUCUUGGAAUGCGAUGAUUUCGGGGUUUUGUCAGAAUGGAGAUGCAGCCGGGGCGUUAGGUGUGUUGAAUAGGAUGAAAUGUGAGGGGAUGGAGAUGGAUACUGUUACGGUGUCGAGUAUACUUCCUGUUUGUGCACAAUCGGAGGAUAGUGUUAAUGGGGUGUUGAUUCAUUUGUAUGUGUUAAAGCAUGGGUUGGAUACUGAUGUUUUUGUUUCCAAUGCUUUGAUUAAUAUGUAUUCCAAGUUUGGUAGGUUGCGGGAUGCAGAGAGGGUUUUUGAUCAGAUGGAAGUGAGGGAUUUGGUAUCUUGGAAUUCUAUAAUUGCUGCAUAUGAGCAGAAUGAUGAUCCGAAGACUGCUCUUAGGUUUUUUAAAGGGAUGCAACUUGUUGGAAUACAGCCUGAUUUGUUGACGGUUGUGAGUUUGACGUCAAUAUUCAGUCAGUUAAGUGAUCAAAGGGUUGGCAGAUCUAUUCAUGGAUUUAUUAUGAGGCAUGAAUGGAUUGAGAAGGAUGUUGUGAUUGGCAAUGCACUUGUGAAUAUGUAUGCCAAGUUGGGAGAUAUGAACUGUGCACAUACACUUUUUGAUCAGCUUCCGAGAAAAGAUGUAAUUUCAUGGAACACGUUGAUCACAGGUUAUACUCAAAAUGGUCUUGCAAGUGAGUCAAUUGAUGCUUACAACAUGAUGGAAGAGUGUAUAAAUAUAGUCCCAAACCAAGGGACUUGGGUGAGCAUUAUACCAGCAUAUUCUCAUGUUGGAGCUUUGCAGCAAGGAAUGAAAAUUCAUGGGAGGCUGAUAAAAAACUCUCUCUACUUGGAUGUCUUUGUGGCUACCUGCCUAAUUGACAUGUAUGGAAAAUGUGGGAAGUUGGAAGAUGCAAUGUCUUUAUUUUACGAAAUUCCACGGGAAACUUCAGUUCCUUGGAAUGCCAUAAUAUCUUCUCUAGGGGUUCAUGGCCAUGGAGAAGAAGCUCUGCAACUUUUCAAAGACAUGCUAGCGGAAGGUGUAGAGGCAGAUCAUAUUACCUUUGUAUCUUUAUUGUCGGCUUGUAGCCAUUCGGGUUUAGUUGAUGAGGGCCAAAACUGUUUUGAUAUUAUGCAGAAAAAAUAUGGGAUCGAGCCUAGUUUGAAACAUUAUGGCUGCAUGGUUGAUUUACUUGGCAGAGCUGGAUAUUUGAAAAAAGCUUAUGAUUUAGUGAGAAAUAUGCCUGUAAAACCAGAUGCAUCCAUCUGGGGUGCUCUUCUCUCUGCUUGUAGAAUACAUGGAAAUGCAGAAUUAGGUACAUUAGCUUCAGAACGCUUAUUGGAAGUUGAUUCGGAGAAUGUUGGCUAUUAUGUUUUGUUGUCGAACAUCUAUGCAAAUACCGGAAAAUGGGAAGGAGUAGUUAAAGUAAGAUCCUUGGCCAGAGAUCGUGGAUUGAGGAAAACACCUGGGUGGAGCUCUGUUGUAGCUGGCAGUAAAGUUGAAGUCUUUUACACUGGGAACCAAACUCACCCAAAAUAUGCAGAGAUGUACAGAGAGUUAAGGGUUUUGAGUGCUAAAAUGAAGAAUCUUGGCUAUGUUCCAGACUAUAGUUUUGUCUUACAAGAUGUUGAAGAGGAUGAAAAGGAACAGAUUUUGAAUAGUCAUAGUGAGAGAUUGGCCAUUGCAUUUGGAAUUAUCAGUACCCCACCAAAAAGUCCGAUUAGGAUAUUUAAAAACUUGCGUGUUUGUGGCGAUUGUCAUAAUGCGACUAAGUAUAUAUCUAGAAUUACUGAGAGGGAAAUAAUUGUAAGGGACUCAAACCGUUUCCAUCAUUUUAAAGAUGGGAUAUGUUCAUGCGGUGAUUACUGGUAA